Brassica rapa (field mustard) is the source of this 3703-nucleotide messenger RNA. RefSeq lists its product as uncharacterized. The record is from RefSeq and is a predicted model, not a curated record. NCBI's taxonomy places the organism in Eukaryota, Viridiplantae, Streptophyta, Magnoliopsida, Brassicales, Brassicaceae.
AUCAUAAAUUAAAUUAAAAUUUAUUUUAAAAUAUAAUUUAUUAACUAUAUUUAAAAUAUAAUAUAAACUACAAAAGAGUAAAAAUCUGUUUUAAUUUCUAGGUGAAAUUAUAUUCAAUGAAACAAAAAAAAGUACAGUACUAAAGAUUAUAUAAAGUUUUAUGUGACCAAAAAAAGAUAAUAAAGAUAAUAUCUAUAAGAAAAAUUUCUGAUAAUUCUAAAACGAUGAGAAACGUAAACAAAAGGAAAUAUACUGUAUAAGAAGACAUGUGAAAGCAAACAUAAAAUUUAGUUUGACUCAUUUGUUCGUUUUAAAAUGAGGUUUUUAGACCCAAAAUAACUAUUAAAAGAAGAAAUGAGGGUGCAAAAAGGAGAAUCGUUCUUGGGUAGAGGGGUCAAGAUAAGAGAUUUAGACCAACUGAGCAACUGUUACUCACAUAUUUAGGCUUAAGUUUUUUUUUUUAAUAUUUGAGUGGGGUCAGCUGACCCCCCUAGUGACCAGGUAGCUCCGCCCCUCAACUUAAGCAUUUUUAUUUGACUUUUAUUUCGAAACUGAAAGUUACAACUCCAUUAAGAGCAUCUCCAACCCCACUCUAUUUUUCACUCUAAAAUAAAGUUUAGAGUAGAAAAUGCUCCAAUGGUACUCUAUUUCUCACUCUAUAAUAGAGUGAAAAAUAGGUUUACUCCAAAUAUAGAGUAACUUGUUUUUUUUUUGUUCAUCACUCUAUUUUCUACUCUAAAAUAGAGUACCAUUAGAGCAAAAUCAAACUCUAUUAUAGAGUUACUCUAUUUUAGAGUAAAAAAUAGAGUAAGCCAUUGGAGAUGGUCUAAACUUAAUGAUGUUGUCAAUUUUUAAACACAAGGAUUUAUAACUAACUUUCUAUUGAGUUAUUACCUGUCGUUCAAGACCUUGAAUUUAUCUCCUAUUUUAGAAGAAAAAUCAGGAAAUACUAAUAUAAUGUUUAAUCUGCAUAUAGUAUUGUAUACACACGUAUUUUUCGUCUAGUUUUUUAAAGAUAGAUGUGAAGCAAGUUUGUCCAUGUAAUGGUCGAACACUAAGAUAUGCAAGGGUCCUACGAUGCAUAUUGGUCAAAGUCCAUUGGUACAUUAUUUUCAAUAUAAAAAAAUGAACAACUUGUAGUAACCACCACGCUUAACGCGAGUUUUAGCUUAAAGUAUUAACAUUGUCCUCAUUAAUAUUCUUUUUCAAGUAUAUUAAACCAACCACGAAGAGUAUCGGCCGGCUUAACAUAUAUGAAAAUUGUGGGUAAUUUUUCAUUAGAAAAAAAAAACUGAUUUCUUUUUGAAACAAUAGAUUAAAAAAAGGAGGAAUUGGAAAGGGACCUUUGAAGCUAGACGACGAUCAACGUGGUUGCCAAACACACUUUCUAAAAGUGUUAUAUAAAUGAUAUCCUCUGUUUCUUCUCAUCCAAGCGACAGUGUCUUUCAUUUUCUUCCUCAGUGUUUUAUUUCUUUGCGAUUAAGAUGGAAGGCGAAGUAGCACAGAAGAACACAAGAGGCAGCUGGUCACUGCUUCGACCAUUUCAAAUGAUAUCCAUUAGUCUUCUUAGCCUCCUCGUCCCUCUCUCCUUCCUCUUCCUUUCACGUCUCUCUCUCUCCUCAGUUCCCGUCACCGUCUCCCGCGUAUCCUCAUUUCUCCAUCAAGCCGAUGUCGGAGUCUUAUACACAAUCUUAUCUCUCAUCAUCGUCUCCACUUUAGUCAACAACCUCUCAGGAAAACCAGAAUGCUCUCUUUUGCAUUCCCAUCUCUACAUCUGCUGGAUCGUUCUCUUCCUCGUCCAAGCUUGUGUCGCCUUCGGAAUCGAAGGAAUCAUGAGCACCACCACGCCAACAAAUCCAGACGAAAACUUAUUUCUUGCAUCACAAGAAAGGUGGGUCUUGGUUAGGGUUAUGUUCUUUUUAGGGCUACACGAAGUGAUGAUGAUGUGGUUUAGAGUGGUGGUUAAGCCGGUGGUCGACGACACCGUUUUUGGGGUUUACGGGGAGGAGGAGAGAUGGUCGGAGAGAGCGGUCGUUGCGGUGACUUUUGGUUUAAUGUGGUGGUGGAGGCUAAGAGACGAGGUAGAAAGUUUGGUGGUGGUUGCAGAGGUUAAAUGUAAGCUUCUGGCUAGUUUGGAUGGUUUUGACUUUUUGAACUGGUGGAUGUAUUACAUAUGUGUUGUGAUUGGUAUGGUGAAGAUCUUCAAAGGUGUUUCGUAUUUCGUGAAUAUGUUCAUUUUGACCAUUAAGAGGUCGAGGAAAGGAUGUGAAUCUUGUGUUGUUGUUGAUGUUGAUCAUGUGUAAGACAUUCGACACUUUUUAGUGUCAAUUAAAGUUAAAAAAGAAAACUCAUUCAGUUGUUUUUUAUCAUUCUGAUUUCUGACGGACUUAACUAGAAUGUCAACAAAUAGUAUAAUAUUUUGAUAUUAACGAUAAACUAGACCCUGCGCAGAUAUGAAUUUUUGGUUUUUGAUUAUUUAUUUAACUAAAUGAUGUAUUUGUAAUAUUUGAUGUACUAUAUUCACGAACUAAAUAUUUUUUGGCAUCUUAAACCAUCUAUUUACGACGAAUAUUCAAUAUCAUAUAAAAAAUUGAACAAAUACACAAUUAGAUAAUUGUAGACGAUAUAUAAAAACAAUGGUUAUUAACGUAAAAUAUGAAGAAAUAUUAUAUUAUGAUUUAGUAUGACAUAAAAGAUUAUAAAUCAGUUAUACAUGUUUAAAGGAAAUACAAUGAUUUUUAAACUUCUAUGAAAAAUUUAACAUAUAAAAAGGGCGAUGAAUUAGUCAUCAAAUUGAAAAUAAUUUCAUAAUUUUAUUAAUAAUAAAUUAUUUAUAGUCUUUGUUUUUCGUCAAGAUAAUUAUUAAAUGUUCAUAACAUUAAUAUAUUAAAAUGCCGUAUUAUGAAAGCCCAUGUUGUAACCGUUUUUUUUUCGGGAAGUGUAACAAAAAAAAUUACCUUUAACUCUUCGUUUUGUUUAAGUUCUGUGUCGGUAAAAGAUUAAAAAAAAUCUGUCUAUCAUUUUCAAUGUUCAAUUUGAAGCUUAUUAUGCGAAAAUCAUACGCAAAUAUAGGCAAUUGGUUGGAAUUUCUAUAUCUUUAUAUUCUUACAAAUUUUAAAUUUAUUGUUUCCUCUUAUGCAAGCAAAUCAAUUACCAAAGUAAUAGAUCAAUUGGUUGGAAUCAAAUCUAUUAUUAUAAUUAGUGUAAUCAUGGUUACAAUUUCUAUAUUUAAUAGGUACAUUAAAGAUACAACAUUGAAGAUAUUUUGUUUUGAUUAAUAAAAGAUAUUGGAUUUUGAGUUAGUAUUUAUUGAUUUGUUUUUUUUUAUAAAGCUUAGAAAAUCAAUAGGAUGAUUGGUUAGUUGAUACAUCCUAUAAAGAAAAUGAAAACUAUAGGUGGUUUGAAUAUUGUACAUCGAUAGAUGCAUGAUGUAAGUUGACUAUAUAAAACUUGAGCAUGAUCAUUUCAAACUAAAGUAUAGUUAGGUUAUAUGCAUUUGUUAUAUUGUAGUUAAUAUAUUUUAAAUAUUACAUAUGUCAAGUGAUUCACGUUUUCGUAAAAAUAAAAUUCAAGUUCAUUAUUGGGUUGUACUCGUCCGUAAUAAGCUACGUUACAUAUGAUGUAUUUUUAGGUUUAUUUAAUGACAUUAAGUUUAAAUUUGAUUAAGGAAAACUCAUUAAUUUAAUUGGAAAAGACAAACAUU